Messenger RNA from Physeter macrocephalus (sperm whale), 7709 nucleotides. RefSeq names its product gon-4 like (gene GON4L). Lineage: Eukaryota; Metazoa; Chordata; Mammalia; Artiodactyla; Physeteridae. The transcript has 33 exons. Gene Ontology annotation, molecular function: transcription coregulator activity. Gene Ontology annotation, biological process: regulation of DNA-templated transcription. The coding region runs from base 72 to 6857 and encodes 2261 amino acids. The record is from RefSeq and is a predicted model, not a curated record. Gene Ontology annotation, cellular component: nucleus.
UUCCGGUGGUACCGAAGCUGAGUUUCCGCGGGAUCGGGCAGGCUGGAUGGAACAGAAGUGGGACUUGCAAAAUGUUGCCCUGUAAGAAGAGAAGAACUACAUUGACAGAGUCCCCACAGCAUCAGGGCAACCAGGAGGAAGAUGACUUAGACCUAGAGUCAGCUGUUAAACCAGAAUCUGACCAAGUUAAAGACCUGGGGUCAGUGUCAGUGUCCUGGGGUCCAAGCUAUGGCAGAGCAGCUGGCCGUGAAGUGCAGUCUGUGCAGGAUGCAGGAAAUCAGCUUGGUAUGGAGGACCCAUCUUUGAGCUCUGGGAUGCUCACCCAAGACACAAAUUUACCAGUUGUAGAAGCUGUCGAUGUGGCCAUCUCUCAGGGAAUUACCCUACCUUCCUUGGAGUCUUCCCAGCCCCUAAAUAUACACAUUGGUAAAGGAAAACUCCAGGCCACUAGUUCAAGGAGAGGGAAGAAAAUUACACUCAGGCCUGGGUCACUUGCUCAAGAAGACAGAGGUGAUCAUCUUAUUGCAAAGGAACCUUUUUCAGGAGAUCCUAGUGAAGAAUUCAAGGAAGAAGGAGGAAAAUCUCAAAUGCAUUCUGGAGGGGAGAUGCCUUCAUUACCAUCAGACAGUCACUCUGCAAAACCAGCAGCCCAGCCUAGGAAAUCAUCUCAGCCAGAUGUCUGUGCCUCUCCUCAAGAAAAGCCACUCAGGACUCUAGCUCACCAAGCUGAGGAGGAGAUAGAGGAUGGUGGACUCUUUAUUCCAAUGGAAGAGCAAGACAGUGAAGAAAACGAGAAAAGGCGAAAAAAGAAAAAGGGUACCAAGAGGAAAAGAGAUGGAAAGGGUCAAGAAGAAGGGACUUUGGCUUGUGACCUGAAGCUGGAUGACAUGCUUGACCGCACCUUAGAGGACGGCGCCAAGCAGCACAACCUGACAGCAGUCAACGUGCGAAACAUCCUUCAUGAAGUAAUCACAAAUGAACAUGUAGUUGCUAUGAUGAAAGCAGCCAUCAGUGAGACGGAAGAUAUGCCAAUGUUUGAGCCCAAAAUGACACGCUCUAAACUGAAGGAAGUGGUGGAAAAAGGAGUGGUAAUUCCAACAUGGAAUAUUUCACCAAUUAAGAAGGCCAAUGAAAUUAAGCCUCCUCAGUUUGUGGAUAUACACCUUGAAGACGAUGAUUCCUCAGAUGAAGAGUACCAGCCCGAUGAUGAAGAAGAAGAUGAGACUGCUGAAGAGAGUUUAUUGGAAAGUGAUGUUGAAAGCACUGCUUCAUCUCCACGUGGGGCAAAGAAAUCCAGAUUGAGGCAGUCUUCUGAGAUGACUGAAACAGAUGAGGAGAGUGGCAUAUUAUCAGAGGCUGAGAAAGUCACCACACCUGCCAUUAGGCACAUCAGUGCUGAGGUAGUGCCCAUGGGGCCUCCGCCCCCACCAAAGCCCAAACAGACCAAGGAUAGUACUUUCAUGGAGAAGUUGCAUGCGGUAGAUGAGGAGCUGGCUUCCAGUCCAGUCUGCAUGGAUUCUUUCCAGCCCAUGGAUGACAGUCUCAUUGCAUUCCGAACUCGCUCUAAGAUGCCUCUGAAAGAUGUUCCCCUGGGGCAACUAGAGGCAGAGCUCCGAGCUCCAGACAUCACCCCAGACAUGUAUGAUCCCAAUACAGCAGAUGAUGAGGACUGGAAGAUGUGGCUGGGGGGACUUAUGAAUGAUGAUGUGGGGAAUGAAGAUGAGGCAGAUGAUGAUGACGAUCCAGAAUAUAAUUUCCUGGAAGACCUGGAUGAACCAGACACAGAGGAUUUCCGCACUGACCGGGCAGUAAGAAUCACCAAAAAGGAAGUGAAUGAACUGAUGGAAGAGCUGUUUGAAACUUUUCAAGAUGAGAUGGGAUUCUCCAACAUGGAAGAUGAUGGCCCAGAGGAGGAGGAAUGUGUGGCUGAGCCUCGGCCUAACUUUAACACCCCUCAAGCCCUACGGUUUGAGGAACCACUGGCCAACUUGCUAAAUGAGCAACAUCGCACAGUGAAGGAGCUACUUGAACAGCUGAAGAUGAGGAAAUCUUCAGCCAAACAGCAGCAGGAGGUAGAGAGGGUUAAGCCCCAGAGUGAGAAAGUUCAUCAGACUCUGAUUCUAGACCCAGCACAGAGGAGGAGACUCCAGCAGCAGAUGCAGCAGGACCACAGGAUCUUCACAUCAGUUAGGACCUUGAAAGGCCAUCGUGUUCGUGUCCUUAUGGCUCAGCAUGUGCAGCUCUUGACGCAAAUUCACCUUCUCGCCACCUCCAACCCCAGUCUCAGUUCAGAGGCCAGUACCACCAGGAUAUUUCUUAAAGAGCUGGGAACCUUUGCUCAAAGCUCCAUCGCCCUUCAUCAUCAGUUCAACCCCAAGUUUCAGACCUUGUUCCAACCCUGUAACCUGAUGGGAGCUGUGCAGCUCAUUGAAGACUUCAACACACAUGUCAGCGUUGACUGGAGUCCUCGUAAAACUGUCAAGAAGACUGCCUAUGAAUUUCCCUGUUUACCAAAGCAAGUGGCUUGGAUCCUAGCCACAAGCAAGGUUUUCAUGUAUCCAGAGCUACUUCCAGUGUGUUCUCUGAAGGCAAAGAAUCCCCAGGAUAAGAUUUUCUUCACCAAGGCAGAGGACAAUUUGUUAGCUUUAGGACUGAAGCACUUUGAAGGGACCGAGUUUCCUAAGCCUCUAAUCAGCAAGUACCUUCUCACUUGCAAGACUGCCCACCAGCUGACAGUGAGAAUCAAGAACCUCAACAUGAACAGAGCUCCUGACAACAUCAUUAAAUUUUAUAAGAAGACCAGACAGCUGCCCAUCUUAAUGAAGUGCUGUGAAGAGAUCCAGCCACAUCAGUGGAAGCCACCUGUAGAGAGGGAAGAACACCGGCUUCCAUUCUGGUUAAAGGCCAGUCUGCCGUCCAUCCAGGAGGAACUGCAGCGCAUAGCUGAUGAUGCCAGAGAGGUAGGAAAUGUGACCGGAACCACUGAGAUCAACUCAGACCCAGGCCUAGGAAAAGGCAGCUCGGAACUGGGGAGUGAAACUCGGUACCCGUUGCUACUGCCUAAGGGUGUAGUCCUGAAGCUGAAGCCAGUUGCCAACCGUUUUUCUAGGAAGGCCUGGAGACAGAAGCGGUCAUCAGUCCUGAAGCCCCUCCUCAUCAGACCCAGCCCCUCUCUCCAGCCUAGCUCCAGCUCUGGGAAAACACCAGCUAGGUCAACUCAGUCAGAAGCCCCUCCGAGCAAAAUGGUGGUCCGGAUUCCUCACGUGAUGCAGCCGACCACUGUCUUACAGACAGUGCCAGGUGGCCCUCCACUGGGGGUCCCGGGGGGUGAUAGUUUUGAGUCUCCAGCAGCGCUGCCUACUACGCCCCCUGAGGCCAGGACCAGCUUCCCUCAGCCUGAGCCCCAGACCCUGCUCUCCUCUGCCCCUGUGCCCAAGGUAAUGCUGCCCUCACUUGCUCCUUCUAAGUUUCGAAAGCCGUGUGUGAAACGGAGAGCCUCAAAGAGAAAGGGGGCCAAGGCCUCUCUCUGUUUGAAGCCUGCCCCCCUCAUCCACCCUGCGCCUGUUAUCUUCACUGUUCCUGCCACCACCGUGAAGGUUGUGAGCCUUGGCAGUGGCUGCAACAUGAUCCAGCCUGUCAGUGCAACUGUGGCGCAGAGUCCUCAGACCAUUCCCAUCACUACCCUCUUGGUUAACCCUACUUCCUUCCCCUGUCCGUUGAACCAGCCCCUUGUGGCCUCCUCCAUCCCACCCUUAAUUGUUUCUGGCAAUUCUGUGAAUCUUUCUGUACCAUCUACCCCUGAAGAUAAAGCCCAAGUGAGUGUGGACAUAGGUUGUCCUUUGGCUGAGGGGAAAAAUGCCUUUCAAGGCCUAGAACCCAAAUUAGAACCUCAGGAACUAUCUCCUCUCUGUGCUGCUGUCUUCCCCAAAGAGGAGCACAGCCCAGGGCCUCCACCAGCAGAUAGAGUGUGCCAGGAACAGUUGUCAGAGAGCAAUGCCUAUGGCUGGACUCUUGUGAAAACAGAGGAGGGGAGGCAGGCUGCAGAACCACUGCCUCAGGGCUUCCAAGAAUCUCUAAACACUUCCCCUGAGGAUUUAGAGGAAAUCAUUAAGAUGGAACCUAAAGACCCCGGGGAGGACAUCUCUGGUGGAUCCCCAGAGCAGGACAGCUGUGAUGAAAUCAAAGAAGAACACUCUGUGGAAUUGGAUGCUGGCUUCACAAGUGAGGAGUCAAGCGGGCCUAGAGAGGUGAAGAAACAGACGGUCCUACAACAGGAGGAGGAGAGGAGUCAACCAGCUAAAACCCCUUCAGCUUCUCAAGAGCCUGCUGAUGAAGGAAACUCAGGAGAUGUGAGCAAGGGGUCCCCAAGGAAUGCUUCAACCUCCACUGACCCUGAAAUGGUGCUUAGCAGCCCCUCAGGGAAGCCCGAAGACUUAUGCAGUGUUGAUGGUCAGUCAGUGGGGACCCCAGCUGGGCCAGAAACUGGAGGAGAGAAGGAUGGGCCAGAGGAAGAGGAAGAAGAGGACUUUGACGACCUUACCCAAGAUGAGGAAGAUGAGAUGUCAUCAGCUUCUGAGGAAUCUGUGCUCUCUGUCCCGGAACUCCAGGAAACAAUGGAGAAACUGACUUGGCUUGCAUCUGAAAGGCGCAUGAGUCAGGAGGGUGAGUCUGAGGAAGAGAACUCCCAGGAAGAGAACUCUGAACCUGAGGAAGAAGAGGAGGAAGAAGCAGAAGGAAUGGAAAGCUUGCAGAAAGAGGAUGAAAUGACAGACGAAGCCAUUGGAGACCCUGCUGAGAAGCCUCCUACCACCUUUGCCUCCCCCAAGACUGCUCCAGAAGUGGAGACCAGCAAGUCCCCACCAGGAGAGAACAUCAAAGCUGCUGGAAAGGGCCGGAGCAGUCAUCGAGUUCGCAACAAGCGGGGCAGUCGGGCCCGGGCCAGCAAGGACAUCUCCAAGCUGCUGUUGCUGUAUGAUGAGGACAUCCUCGAGCGAGACCCGCUCAGGGAGCAGAAGGAUCUGGCCUUUGCUCAGGCUUAUCUGACCAGGGUCCGAGAAGCCCUGCAGCAUAUCCCUGGCAAAUAUGAGGACUUCCUUCAGGUCAUCUAUGAAUUUGAAUCAAAUACUCAGAGGCAGACAGCUGUGGAUCUCUACAAGAGCCUGCAAAUCCUGCUCCAAGACUGGCCUCAGCUCUUGAAGGACUUUGCUGCUUUCCUAUUGCCUGAGCAAGCCCUGGCCUGUGGAUUAUUUGAAGAGCAGCAGGCUUUCGAGAAGAGUCGCAAGUUUCUUCGGCAGCUGGAAAUUUGCUUUGCAGAGAACCCCUCACACCACCAAAAGAUUAUCAAGGUCCUCCAGAGCUGUACAGACUGCUUGCCCCAGGAGAUCACUGAGCUCAAGACACAGAUGUGGCAGCUCCUCAAAGGCCAUGACCACCUACAGGAUGAGUUCUCCAUCUUCUUUGACCAUCUGCGCCCAGCAGCUAGCCGUAUGGGUGACUUUGAAGAGAUCAAUUGGACUGAGGAGAAAGAGUAUGAGUUUGAUGGCUUUGAAGAAGUGGUACUGCCUGAUGUGGAAGAGGAAGAGGAACCUCCCAAGAUACCCACAGCCUCAAAGAACAAAAGAAGAAAAGAGAUUGGGGUCCAAAAUCAUGAUAAGGAGGCUGAGUGGCCAGAUGGGGCCAAGGACUGUGCCUGCUCCUGCCAUGAGGGAGGUCCUGACUCCAAGAUGAAGAAGAGCAAGAGGAGAAGUUGUAGCCACUGCAGCAGCAAGGUCUGUGACAGCAAAUCCUACAAGAGCAAGGAGCCCCAUGAGUUGGUGGGCGGCAGUCCCCACGGAGAGGCCAGUCCUGUGCCUGGUGCUAAGGAAGCUGGGCAGGGCAAGUACGUGACGGAGGAGGAAGCCCCAGAGGAGCGAGAAAGCACUGAGGCAACCCAGAGCAGGACUGGCAGGAGUACCAGAAAGGGAGAGAUGCCUGUUCCAGGAUUGGCAGCAGGGAGCACUUUGCUGUCUCCUCAAGAAGUGACUUUUACAGACCAGCUCCUCCUCGAUGGCCCACCGCCCUGCUCACCAGAGACUCCUCAGCUUCCCUCCAAAACUGGAACUGUGCUGUGCGCUGUUAGGAGUAACCAGGCUGGGCCUGAGGUUCUCUCCUGCCCCAGGGCAUCCCCCAGACUUGAGGAUGAGGGCGAGGGCCAUAAGCCAGGGCGUGAGUCACAGGCUUCCAUGUUGGUCUGGAAUGCUUCAGAAACUGAGAAAUUGCCUGGAACCGUUGAACCCCCUGCUUCCUUCCCGAGUCCUGUUUCCUCAAGGACCGGAGACUUAGGGGGAAGACAGGUGUCUGGGAAACCAGAUACUGAGGAGAGCUGGCUGCCUUCCAGUAGAGCUGGGGUGACAGCAGACGGGGUGUCUCCUGUCCAUGAAUCUUCAUCAGGAACUGACACCUCAGAGACUUCUCCCAAAGCCCCUAGAGGAGGUUUGGCUAAAGACAGUGGAAUACAGGGCAAGGGUCCAGUGGGGGAGCCACAGACGAAGGCCACAGAAGCUACAGUGUGUGCCAACAACAGCAAGGUCAGCUCCACGGGGGAAAAGGUUGUCCUGUGGACAAGGGAAGCUGACCGCGUGAUUCUGACCAUGUGCCAGGAGCAAGGAGCACAGCCGCAGACUUUUAGCAUCAUCUCCCAGCAGCUGGGAAAUAAGACCCCUACUGAGGUUUCCCAUCGUUUUCGAGAACUCAUGCAGCUCUUCCACACAGCCUGCGAGGCCAGCUCCGAGGAUGAGGACGAUGCGACCAGUACCAGCAAUACAGACCAGCUAUCUGACCACGGGGACCUUCUGUCUGAGGAAGAGCUGGAUGAGUGAGACCCUGGGAGCGUGAGGGUGUCAUCUGCACAGGAUCGAAUCCAACAGGCACCCUGAUCGGGGGAAGGGUGGCUGUACUUCGCUUGUAAAACCCUUGAGCUCAGUAUGAGGAGCUGGAGGAGCAGGGGGCCAGGGACAAGGACAGUGGCAGGCUGGGGGUUGGAUGGCCCUGCCAUCCUGUGUGUCUUUAAUGAAGAGCUUAGAAAUCUAUGUUGUAAAGAACAUUGAGGGAGAGUGCAGCUCAGCUCCUUUUCUGUGUGUUUUUUUAUUUUCUUUUUUGUCUGGUGGUACAUAUUUAUUGUUGUGUGAUCUGAUCACAGUGUUUCUAAAUGUAAUAAAUGCGUAUGUUGGUGUAGCCAGUCCCAAGACACUGAGCUCCUGCAUCCAGCAGCUUUUAUUGUAAACUAGCUCUUUCCUUUUCUUGGAGCUUUAGUCCAUGAGGCUGUUGCCACUCUGGUAGCACUGAGCCAGGCUGCGUAGCUCCUGCAGCGUCUCCUCUAGGUCAUCCUGUUCCACUCCAGCGUCCAUGAAGCUGGCCCAGCGCCGCAGGUCGAGUUUGGCGAGAUCUUUGGCCAAAUCUCCCAGGGUCCGGUUCAAGGAUGAAGAGGAGCGGAGGGCCCCGAGCACGGGGAUGCUCUCCACCGCUGCGGAGGCAGAGAAACGGGAGCCCUGUGAAUGGACCACUGUUCUACCCUUGGGACUCCGUUGCACACACAGGGAAGUCUGGGCCUCUGGUAGACUUGAUUGUAUAGUAAACUCAAUAAAUUUUGUGUCCUCUCCCCUUUGUAUACUAGCAGUGCAGAGGAAGAACACUUCUCUCAGGAGCCAUAGAGUGAAUAAAGGAGUGUUAAA